GUGGCUCUGAUUGAUCGAAGAGAAAGCAGAGCCAAUGGCCGGCGACGUUGUUGCAAAGUGCAUUGCGUUGAAACAGCGGCUGGGGCUCGGCCGGAGGGCGGGGCUCGAGCUCUAGGGAGCGGCUCUCGCCUGUGAGCCCGACUGCGGGUCCUUCCAGCCCCGGUCCAGCCACUCCCCGCACCAAGGAUGCCCCUGGGGUUUCGCAGAGGCCGCAAAGGCCAGUUUAAACACAUCAUCCAUGGCCUCCUGCCUGCGGCCUGCAUCGCGCCGAAGCCAGCUGUGCCCCGCACACCGCCUCCCCGCAGCCCCAACCCUUCUCCGGAGAGACCCAGGUCUGCCCUGGCUGCAGUCAUCCUCGCAACAACGCUGACCGGCCGGACUGUGGCCAUUCCUCAGCCUCGCCAGAGAUCCCUGUCUGAGAGCGACACGACUUCCGUGGACAAGGACGGUGGCAUCCAGCCCUAUGCCACCGCCUCCGAGCUGAGACUUCAACCAAACCGGCAGAAUGAGACAAGAAGAACGUCUUUGCCGUCCUUUGAAAUGCUGGGCUACGAGGAGGACUCCGACACACACUUGUCGUCCAGCUGCUUGGAGCUGGAUGACGUCAGUGCUCGCCAAGGAGAGGGAGGCCUCGGUGACGCUGUGUAUGCCGUGCCCCUCAGAAAUCAGGUUCUGCUGUCCCACACGGCGGACAGUGAAGACGAGGAAAGUACUUCUGAGCAAGACGCGCUCCCAGGCUUGCCUCUUAUCCCCCAGCGUACACAAGAAAUAGAUGGCAAACAUUCGGUUCUGAAUUUAAAGGAUGAAAAACCACCCUCACGUGGAAAGCCUCCGCCCUCCCCAGAUAUAACCAGUAGAGCACGGCAGAGAUGUUCAGUAAUAACCCGGGAGAAGUUCCAGGAAAUACAAGAAGAAAACUUGCAUCUCAGCGAUGCAAAUCAAGCCCUUACGCUUGAACUUAGCACAGUAAAACAAGCGAUGAAAGGACUACGGUUAAAACUGAGAAGAACGGAAAAAGAAACUCGGAAGUCGAGAGAGGCCGAGAAGGCGCCCUCCCUGGAAGUUGCUGCACCUGAACUACUUUAUCUAAGAAAGCGGGCUCAAGAACUCGUGGAUGAAAAUGACGGGCUGAAAAUGACUGUCCAUCGUUUGAAUGUAGAACUGAGUAGAUAUCAGACAAAAUUCAGGCAUUUACCCGAGGAAGAGACCUUAAAUAUCGAUGGCCUCCCAUCAAAGGGCCCCAUACCUCCCUGGUUGUUGGAUAUAAAGUACCUGUCGCCCUUGUUACUGGCCUACGAGGACAGGAUGAAAGAGAAGGAUGAGCUCAGCGCCACCCUCCAGGAGGAAAUGCGGGUGUUUAGGAUGCGAGUCCAGGAAGUGGUGAAGGAAAAUGAAGGGCUACAUCAGGAGCUGUGUAAGAGCAGUCCCGUCACCGCCGAGGAAUGGCAUCAGCUUCAGACUCAGGCAGAACUGGUUUUAGAGGAAAACAAGUUGCUGAUAGAGCAGUUGGAGAUUCAGCAAAGAAAAGUCCAGGACACCCAGCAGGAGCGUCUCCAGGAAGUUUCUAAGCUGACAAAACAACUCAUACUUCUGGAGUCUAAAACCCAGAGCCAAGAAAAGGAGCUAAGUGAAAACAAGGAGCAACUGGAAGUUUUACGUACUGAGUGCCAGGAACUCAAAACCCACUUGGAUGGCAAAAUUGCACUGACCGUCCAUGCUUCGAUUGUAAACGAGUUACAAAGCAAGUUAAAGAAGGAAGAGGAGGAAGGAGAUGCUGAGCUGGAAGACCUGAUAGAGAAGCUGGCAGUCCUGCAAAUGCAGAAUAAGAGCCUGGUGCUGGAGAAGAACCGCCUCACAGCUGAGAACAAAGCACUGGGAGCUGAACUCGAACGGGCACGGAAAAUAAAUAGGAGUUCUCAAAAGAAAAUCGAGGCCCUCAAAAAGCAGGUGGAAAAAGCCAUGGAGAACGAAAUGGCCGCUCACCAGUACCUGGCAAAUGUCAUUGACCUGGCCGAGAACAUGACCCAGGAACGCGACAGUCUUCUGUAUUUGGCUAAAUGUUUAGAAAGUGAGAAGGAUGGAGCUCUCCACAAGAUCACAGAAGGCAGCAUUCGCUUAGGAAGGUUAGAGGAAAGAGUCGAGGGGUACAAGAAGCAGGCAGCACUGAAAGUGGACGACAUCCGUCACCAGCUCACAGAGCAGCAGAAAGACUUUGCCAACAAGAAGGCUCAGUACCAGCAAGAGAUGAGCCACCUCCAGCGGGUGCUGCGGGACAAGCAGGAGAGCCUGGACCAGGUGCUGCAGCAGAAGAGAGAAAUUGAAGACAUGCUUGAGGUCGUUUGGGAGUCUACCUCCAAGGAAAACGGAAGAAUCCGAGAGCUUCUGCAGGCCACGCUGGAGAGGCCCGGCACGCGGAACAACGUCGGGGAGGCGUGACGGACGGUGACGUGAAGCCACCUCCCGCCACCUGCCCACAGCCCGCCCGGGACACGGACUGCUCGGCCUGAGCGCAGCCCUCCCAGGACCGGCGCCACAGGGCAAGGGCAGCUCCCGCCUACGGCGAUUCUCCCCCUUGGGGCCACGUGGAAACAAACUGUCUCAGACAUUUACUCCAUUUUUUGCUUUAUUUAAACAAUACAGUAUUAAACUUGAUUUUUGCCAGUA
This is a messenger RNA of Suricata suricatta (meerkat), 2664 nucleotides long. It is a transcript of the gene CEP89, whose product is annotated as centrosomal protein 89. Bases 187 to 2436 code for a protein of 749 amino acids. Lineage: Eukaryota; Metazoa; Chordata; Mammalia; Carnivora; Herpestidae. The record is from RefSeq and is a predicted model, not a curated record. Gene Ontology annotation, cellular component: ciliary transition fiber; centriole. The transcript is spliced from 19 exons. Gene Ontology annotation, biological process: cilium assembly; mitochondrion organization; chemical synaptic transmission.